Molecule: messenger RNA, 708 nt
Organism: Penicillium canariense
Lineage: Eukaryota; Fungi; Ascomycota; Eurotiomycetes; Eurotiales; Aspergillaceae
Product: DUF3431 domain-containing protein
Exons: 2
Source: RefSeq, a predicted model, not a curated record
CAAGCCUCUUUCGAAGCAUACAAUAAAGCAGAGGAUACGGAGAUCGUCCCGCUUGAGAAACAAUCACAGCCGAUAGGACUGCAUACUGGCGCUGAGGAUGUAGCGAUCGUCGCGGCGACGACAGCAAAGGAUGAUGUACAAUGGAUUUAUGAAUUCUGCGAAGAAGGAAGGGCUCGAAACCCCCAUUUUUACCAAGGGCACGAAGCGAGUGCCUAUCUUGCCUACCUCUACGACCAUUAUAACGACCUUCACCCUUAUACGAUCUUCAUUCACGGCAGGGAGGAUCAAUGGCAUAACGAUAUUGCGGGACCUCGAACGUAUAAUGUGCUUCAAAAUUUACGGUAUGAAGCAGUUGAGGCUAAUGGUUAUGUGAAUCUGCGAUGUUCAACGACCCCUGGCUGUCCAAGUACGCUAUACCAAAAGGACCCGAAAGACCACGAUCGACAAUAUCAGUACUUGUUAGACCAGCUUCCCGAGAUUCUUCACUAUCUCUUAGGAAUAGAUCCAGUGGACUUUCCCGAAAAUAUUGGGCAUCAGUGUUGUGCACAGUUUGCUGUGACCAGAGCAAAGAUUAGGCAGAGAUCCCGAGCAGACUAUCGAAAGAUUAUGAUUUGGACUGGAACCACCGACAUGACGGAUAACUAUGGAAUUGGUUGGUUGACCGAGAAGAUAUGGCAUAUGAUGUUUGGAAUGCCUCCAGAAUUGUAG